Acinonyx jubatus (cheetah) is the source of this 1227-nucleotide messenger RNA. RefSeq names its product angiopoietin-related protein 5-like. NCBI's taxonomy places the organism in Eukaryota, Metazoa, Chordata, Mammalia, Carnivora, Felidae. The transcript has 6 exons. Bases 365 to 1186 code for a protein of 273 amino acids. The record is from RefSeq and is a predicted model, not a curated record.
GGGCCCCCGGCACCUGCCUGUCCCAAGUGCGGACCCCCGCCCAGCGAGGACACCAGCCAAGGGGAAGUGUGCUCAGGGACAGGCAGUAGUCCCUGCCCCUCACCUCCCUGGUCCACACCCUCAGGCUUCCCGCCCUACUCAAACCUCCCCCAACCCUGGCACGGGGGCGGGGGUGGGGGGGUGGGGGGAGGCGGGGCGAGCCCAGCACCCGAACAAACAAAAGGUGCCGGGACCAGCGGCUCAGAUCUGCCCGGAAGGACCACAGUGAGCACCCAGGGUGGUGUAGGCCGUCCGUGGGCGUGAAGGGAGGCUGGUAGGGCUGCGGGCUGGGCUCUCCCCCACCAGGGCUGCACCCUCCGGAAGCAUGGCUGCCCACCCCGUACUGGGCCUUGCUGCUAUCCUCUGCCUCUCUGUGCCCCAGGCCGGCUCCAUGGUGCGGCAUCGACAGCCGGUCCAGGUGGUGCUGCUGGAACCCCAAGGGAGGGACUGCUCUCAGAUCUGGGUGGAGAAGCCCAGAGCCCCCAGCGGUGUGUACACCAUCCAGCCAGAGGGAGCCAGCGCCCCCUUCCAGGCUUUGUGCGACAUGCGAGAGGACGGUGGCUGGACGGUGAUUCAGAGCCGGGACCGGGGCAGGCGGAGGCGUCUGGACUUUGAGAGAUGCUGGCAGGAGUACAAACAGGGCUUCGGAGACCUGACGGGUGACCACUGGCUGGGGCUGCAGCACAUCUCUGACCUGACUUCCCAGCCGGGCCUGCGCUCAGAGCUCACGGUGGACCUUCUGGAUGCGGACAACCACACGCUUCAGGCCCACUAUGACAACUUCCACGUGGACGGGGAGGACCUGUUUUACCGAUUGACCCUUGGCCUGUACUCUGGGAACGCAGGGGACGCGUUCCGGGGCUUGGGCCGCACGGAUGACCAAGAGGGCUGUGGCUUCAGCACGCUGGACCGCGACCGCGACCACUGCUCACCCUGCACGGACGGCACCCAGCCCUUCACCAGCUGCAGCCGCGAUCGCUCGGGCGCCGGCUGGUGGUACAGCGACUGCGGCCAAGCUGACCUCAACGGGCCGUGGCCGGAGCGCGGAGGGGCCGCCUCGGGCAUGCGCUGGGCCACUGGCAACCACCGGCCCACCCUGCGCGCCAGCGUGCUGCGCGUGCGCACCACUGCUUCCCACAAGGCCUAGGCCCCUCGGUGGCCGAGCCUCAUUAAACGUUCAAGCCCUGC